Schistosoma bovis is the source of this 991-nucleotide messenger RNA. NCBI's taxonomy places the organism in Eukaryota, Metazoa, Platyhelminthes, Trematoda, Strigeidida, Schistosomatidae. The record is from the annotation of a GenBank genome assembly.
AUGACAGCAACAACAACUACAGCGAGAAAAAUAGCAACGACAACUACAGUGACAACAACGACAGCUACGACGACUCCAACGACAACUACAGCGAGAAAAAUAGCAACGGCAACGACAACGACAGCGACAACAACGACAGCUACGACGACAGCAACAACAACUACAGCGAGAAAGAUAGCAACGGCAACGACAACGACAGCAACGGCAACGACAACGACAGCAACGGCAACGACAGCGACAACAACGACAGCUACGACGACAGCAACAACAACUACAGCGAGAAAAAUAGCAACAGCAACGACAAUGACAGCAACGGCAACGACAACGACAACAACGACAGCUACGACGACAGCAACAGCAACUACAGCGAGAAAAAUAGUAACGGCAACGACAACGACAGCAAUAACAACAACAACGACAAAAACGACAGCUACGACGACUGCAACGAGAACGACAGCAACGGCAACGACAGCGACAACAACGACAGCUACGACGACAGCAACAACAACUACAGCGAGAAAGAUAGCAACGGCAACGACAACGACAGCAAUGGCAACGACAACGACAGCUACGACGACAGCAACAACAACCACAGAGAGAAAGAUAGCAGCAGCAACGACAACAACGACAGCUACGACGACAGCAACAACAACUACAGAGAGAAAAAUAGUAACGGCAACGACAACGACAGCAAUAACAACAACAACAGCAUAUUUUUCACAAUAUGCAAUAAAUUGAAACUUGAGUAGAUUUUAACUGAUGUCUGUCUGAGAAUUUUUCUUUUAAUAAUUUUUUCUAUCUUUAUCUAUAAUUUUAUCUAUUUUUCUGUAUGUUUGUUUUUUAUUUAUUUAUGAAAAAAAAGGAGGUAUAUUAUACAAUUAUGAUUGAGUAAUUUGAUAAUUAAAGAAAACUAUGUGUAUUUCCCUACUUCCUUCCUUCCUUCCUUCCUUCCUCCCUUCCUUCCUUCCUUCCUUACUUACUUCCUUACUUC